AUGCAUAGUGUUUGUGUUUUAGCUGACCCAAUGAAAUCUGCAAGUAUGGCUAAUAGUAAUCCGUGGUGGACCGGCGGCUUGCCAGUGGUGGAAUCGGCUCUGAUGAACAAAAACGACAGGCAAUUUCCGAUCAAUGAAAACAGUGGUGGAAGCAAUGAAUCUGAUGAUAAAGAUGCUGUAGAUGAGCCUAAAGAGGGUGCUGUUGAGGUUGGCACACGUAGACAGCGAGGUCGGCCGCCGGGAUCCAAGAACAAGCCAAAACCACCAAUUUUCGUCACCCGGGACAGCCCUAACGCCCUGCGUAGCCACGUCAUGGAGGUGGCUGGUGGCACAGAUGUGGCUGAGAGCAUAGCCCAAUUCGCCAGGAGGCGUCAAAGAGGGGUAUGUGUAUUGAGUGGUGGUGGAUCAGUGACUAGUGUCACCAUAAGACAGCCUUCUGCACCUGGAGCCGCUGUGGCACUACAUGGAAGGUUUGAAAUUCUGUCAUUAACCGGAGCUUUCCUCCCUGGCCCCGCCCCUCCCGGGGCCACCGGCCUGACGGUAUACCUAGCCGGUGGUCCAGGUCAGGUGGUAGGGGGAAGCGUAGUAGGACCCCUAGUGGCAGCAGGGCCAGUCAUGGUUGUCGCUGCCACUUUUUCUAAGGCAACUUAUGAAAGAUUGCCACUUGAAGAUGAUGAAGAUGGAGGUGUCUCCGCCCCGGCUCCCGUGGCCGGAGAAACAGAAAAUUCUCCUCCAGGGAUCGGAACAAGCUGUGGACCACAACAACAUGAGAUUCCUGAUCCUUCAUUACUUCCAAUUUACAAUUUUUCGCCGAAUUUAUUAGCAAAUGGUGGACAGUUGAAUCAUGAAGCAUAUGCUUGGGCACAUCCUCGACCUCCUUAUUGA
Fraxinus pennsylvanica is the source of this 885-nucleotide messenger RNA. The record is from the annotation of a GenBank genome assembly. Lineage: Eukaryota; Viridiplantae; Streptophyta; Magnoliopsida; Lamiales; Oleaceae.